Molecule: messenger RNA, 2325 nt
Organism: Histoplasma capsulatum G186AR
Lineage: Eukaryota; Fungi; Ascomycota; Eurotiomycetes; Onygenales; Ajellomycetaceae
Product: nuclear protein SNF4
Exons: 6
Coding region: 342-1481 (379 amino acids)
Source: RefSeq, a predicted model, not a curated record
CCGUGCUUAAUGCUGAUGCUAUAUCCAAACCCCCUCAAAAUUAAUAUCUGGGUUGAGAGUUUAACCUAUGUCUGUAGCCCUUGUGUAUAGUCUCCAUCAACCGCUGAAGUCGGAUUUGAAUUACAUGACCCCUCGGCUUCCAUACUUUCCUUUGCCCCAAGUCCAUCCCUUGCCCUGCAUUGGCUUGUUGGGCUAUACCCGCUGACUCCCAAUCCUACUACGUCGAUUGCAGCAGUUAUUUCUGGAGUGAACCAAGCCAGCUAAGCGGUACCUGUUGGCCCACUCUCUCUACUUGCGGCUAUCCCGUGCAGAACAGACUUGUUCUACCCUUACACCACAACAUGACCGAUGAUGCCCUAGACCGACCACAUACUGCGUCGCCUAGGCUUCCCGGCAUUACGUCCUCCGCUAGUCCAUCGGCAGGAACGGGUUCGAGGGGUGGUCACGAGGCGGGCUUCGUACAGCCAUCUUCCUAUCUCCGACCCCGCGCUGUGUCUCGUCCAAUGUCUCCCGCUCAACCAGAGCGAGCUGUCGACCGCGAUGAAAGAUUGGCGCUGCGUGAAAUCCGAAAAUUCCUCAAAGUCCGUACCAGCUAUGACGUCCUGCCUCUUAGCUUCCGCCUAAUUGUCUUUGACACCGCCCUCUCAGUGAAGGAGAGUCUCAACAUUUUGACGCAGAAUGGAAUUGUAUCUGCUCCAUUAUGGGAUUCCACGACCUCAACGUUUGCUGGGUUACUCACCACAUCGGACUACAUCAACGUCAUUCAGUACUACUUCCAGUAUCCAGCUGCGUUAGCGAAAAUAGACCAGUUCCGCCUGAACAGCCUGCGUGAAGUUGAGAGAGCGUUGGGCGUUGCUCCACCAGAAACUGUUUCUAUUGACCCCGAACGACCCCUGUAUGAAGCGUGCCGGCGUAUGCUCUCUUCCAGAGCACGCAGAAUACCUUUGGUGUCGUACGAUUCUCAAACCGAAAGACCCCUGGUAGUUAGCGUAAUAACGCAAUACCGCAUUCUAAAGUUUGUAGCUGUGAACGUUAGUGAAACGCAAAAGUUACGAAAACCUUUGAGAGAAAUAAAUCUCGGGACAUAUAAUGACAUUGUUACUGCCACCAUGGACACACCUGUCAUUGACGUGAUCCACAAAUUGGUUGAGCGUAGCAUAUCCAGCGUUCCAAUCAUUAACUCUGAAGGCGUUGUAUACAAUGUUUUCGAAGCGGUUGACGUCAUAACACUGAUCAAGGGGGGUGUUUACGAUAACCUUAAUCUUGGAGUCGGCGAGGCUUUGAAAAAGCGUCCAGUUGGUUUCCCCGGAAUCUACACAUGCUCACCAGAUGAUGGUCUCGACACCAUACUUGACACAAUUCGUCGGUCACGAGUACAUCGUUUGAUCGUCGUGGAUGAAAAUUUCCGCCUCAAAGGCGUUCUCACAUUGAGCGACAUAUUACGCUAUAUCCUUCUAGAAGGCGAACCAGACGAAGCAUGAUUGAAGAAACAAUCAAACUAGAAAAAGAACAAAUCCCUUCAAAUAUGCAUGGGCGCUAGCGUUAUAUCCUUUUUACCCCUUGGGCUUUCGUUCUUUUUUUUUUAACACUGGGAUGGAGUUUGGAAGGCAAAAAUAAACCCAUGCGUUGCCUAGGAUCUAGUCGUUGGCUUAUAGCUUCGCUAUUCGCUAUUACUCCAGCUCUCCUUAGGGUGCAUAACCGGCCUAGAUAUGGAUUUAUUAACGAUUCCUGGCUAUUUUGGCAUCUCACUUUUGCGUUCUUUGUUUUGGGUUUCUAUUGGAAGCAUCGGCGUUUAUUUCUGGAAUAGAGCGGUCGAUACAUCUUCCCUAUGUCAGCUCGAUCAUCGUUUAUACAGUGAAUGGCAGCCCCUUUAGCUAUGUCGAUUUACCUCCACCCACCCCCCCAAGUUAAUUUUCAUUCUUCCCAUUGCUCAAUGAUUUUAUUAUGGCUGAUGAAUGCAGAGAAAUGACAGCAGUCGCCUAAAUCUGGCAUCUUGUUUUUAUUCAUGUUGCUUGUGUUUUAUCUUCUUUUCUUUACUUUGUGAAGUGAUAAUCGGUAUGAUUUUUCACGCUACCCUUUGAUUGUUUUCACGUUCAACCAAACUCCGUCUUCCAUGGUUAUCAGACCGACCACUCACCAAACGGAUUUCCACGCACAAAUACUUCUUUGCUGAGUCUCUAUUGGGUCGCUUCAAAUAAUGCUACUGGCGUGGACGGUUGUUCCUUCCCUCCCUAUGGUCGCUCUUGCCCCCGCCCCAAGGCUGUUAACAGACGCGUUUGCAUUUAUAUUGUUGCUGCAUAUCUCCUCCUAAACCCUGUCAAUCAU